UCCCAAGGUGAACAGACGUUAUAAGUGCAUCUUAAUUAAUCAUCAUCACUAUUUUUUUUCUUUUCAACUUGACUCAAAGUGCAUCAAUUUACUUAUAUUUUUUUGUGAUCGAAUAUACAAAAAACAAGAAAAAAAAACUUCUUGCGAGGAUGGUGAAGCUCAAAACCGGAUAAACGAAACACAGCACAAACCUCAAGAGACAAAACACACAAACUCUUCGUCAGUUUUUUUCCUCCCCCCGAACAUUUCUUGGAUUUAUUUCACGCCCGCCUUCAGGACCCAAGACCCCCCCCCCCCACGCAGGAUGGACGGCGACGCGGAGUGGGUGGGAGUCGACUUUGAAUUCGGUCAACCAGGGAACACAGGACCGACGACCACAGCACGCCCGCGACUACGCCCACGCCCGCCGUUGCCCCGCCCACCGCACGUCGGACCUGCCACGGAGCCGCCCCACGAUGCCAAUGACUCCGCCCCCGCUACGCCCACGGGAGGCUUCAAUGCGACAGCGCUGGCCGGGUCCGUGGGCGGCAUCCUUGGGGUCGUUCUGCUGCUGCUGGUCGUCUACAUGUUCGUGCUCAGGAGGAAGCUUAACAAGGCGAAGCUGGCCCGCGGCGACUCCGAGUACAGGCUGCGCGUGGAGGACGUAGCCCACCUGACGCACCUGGACGAGACGAGCAACACCUACGUGAACACGACCGACCUGCAGAAGCUGGUGUCGUCGGUGCGCGCCAAGAAGAAGGCCGAGGAGAAGCUGCCUCUGCCCCCGCGCUUGCAGCAGCAGGCGCCGCCCCUGGUGAGGAAGCCGACGUCACCCUCCGUCAGCGCCCGCUCCUCGGCGUCUUCCGCGGGCCAGGCGGACAACGACGCCUUCAGGGGCGACGUGGACGUGGUGACCCUGCGGCCGCCGAUGCCGCUGCCGCACCCCAAGCCGGACAUCCUGCAGGGCGUCCUCCCUCCCCGGACGGGCGCCCACGGGUCGGAGCCUGUGUCCGAGAUCAUCUACUCGAACGUGCACCCGCCCUCGCAGCCGGCGCCGCUGUCGCCCGUCUCGAAGGGCGCCCGGGUCGAGCCUCCGAAGAUAGCGCCUCCUCCGCCCCCGGCGAAGAAGCCGAAGCGGGAGGAGGUCGUGACCGUCUCCCCGGCGGUGGUGCCGGUGGGCGGGCCAGAGGAGAAGGACGCCCCGGUGUCCCCCACGGUGAUCGCCCGGCCGGCGCCGCCCCCGCCCGUGGCCAAGCCAACGGCGCCCGCGACCUCUUCGCCCGCCAACACCACAGAGCGAAACGCCGCCCAGAAGCCGACGCCCCCCGUGGCGCCCAAGCCUCAGAAGGCCGUCUCCUCGGAUGCCCCGACGACCGCGAAGACGCCGCCACUCAAACCCAGCCUUCCGAAGGCCGCAAAGCCCGGCGUGCUGAGCAAAGGGCGCGGCCUCCCCCCCCUGAAGAUGGCGCUGCUCCACUCGGACAGCAGGAGCUCCAUCGACAGCUGCGCCACGCCCGACACCAGCGUGCUGGAGCUCACGCCCGACGUGGACGAAGGGCGGGGUUCGGCGUCCAUCAGCGCCAAGAUCGCCUUCCUGGAGGGGAAGAUGAAGUCCCCAGCGACGGUCCCCCGAGGACUGCCUUCCAAGACCUGAGGAACCCCUCCCUCCUCCCCUUCUUUUCGACCAAGACACGAAUCAGUAUUAAGCAUGGCUGUUGAGCGGUACUACGUUUACGAAGGUCUCGAGGGGCGAUGGCCGGAGAGCCCGCAGCGAGGGGCCUGGUUGGAAGAGCGGUGACUUCCGAGGGAGUGAGGACAGCGCAUCCCCUGACGUCACGUCCCGUCCAUAUGGGUUUCCCGACUCGCCCUGAGUUGGCUGACGUCGCCCACUGCACCUCAUGACUUGGGCCGAUGGUAUCCGUAAAUGAUAAAUGUAAAUCACGUCCGUAAAUGAUUUUCGUAAAUGUCAUCCUUAAAUGAUGUCUACAGAUGGUGUCCGUAAUUGGUCCGUAAUUGAUGUCAGUAAAUGAUGUCCGUAAAUGAUGUCAACAGGACCCACGCAGGAAGCUAUGCGUAGUGAUAAGCUUUUGUCAUUAGAUUUAAGAUAUUCUUGUCUCAAGAAUUUUACGUAUCGUUGCCUUUCAUUUAAGAAAAAUGUUUUGUUUCUAUAUUAUACAGAAAACCCGACAUCAGGUGCAAUAUAUAUACUCUUUGUGAUGUUGGUAAAUACAUAUGUAUGUGUGCAUAUGUUUACGUGUCUAUAUGUUUGUAAGUCUCUAUAUAAUGAGAUAUAGAUAUGGUUAUACAUAUAUUUGUGUGUAUUGUGUGUAUGUGUGUGUGUGUGUGUGUGUGUGUGUGCGUGCGUGUGUGUGUGUUUGUGUAUGUGUGUGUGUUUGUGUGUGUGUGCGCACGCGUGCGUGCGUACGUGUGUGCGUGCGUGCGACCGUGGAUCACUUUGUGUGACUAUAUGUAUUAUAUUAAUAUAUGUAAAUAUGUAAGUGUAGGGUGUAUGAAUAUCUUAGUUUAGUAUUGAGUGAGAUCUGGUCUAAAGUUAAUUUAUUUUGUGAAAGAAGAAGAUCGCUAACGAUAAACAGUUAGUUACAUGUGAGAUAUUAGAGAUUGCCAGAGGGUGUCGUGGAAUGUGAUGAAAAACAAUGUAUAUGAAGGCAGAAAAAAAUGGAAACUUGUUGGAAUCGGAAUAAAGGCAUAAAUAGAAAAAGAAGAAAAAAGAAGGAAAAGUUAUGAUAGAAAGAGGAUAAUAAAGAAGAAAAAGUAAAGAAACACACAAGAAUUAUACGAAGACAGACUAAUGAGAUAACGAGAGACACUUAGCAUGAACAAGGAAAGAAAAAUUGGUUACGUCAUGAGAGAAACGACAGGAAGUAGAUAGAGACAAAAGAAAACAGACGAAGAUGAAAACAGUAGAUAACAGUAAAGACAAAUCUAGGACAUGGAUAGACAAACAGGAUAUAAAUGCAUGGAAAAAGAGACGGAACUAGACAUUUAUGAAAAUAAUUGACAAAACUAGACAUUUAUGACAAAAGUUACAAACGUUUAUGACAAAACAUGACAAAAGUUAGACAUUUAUGACCAAAACUGACAACAUUUAGGGACAAAAAUUGACAGAUAUAACAAAGAUAACUUAAGAAAAAUAAACGGAAAAAAGACAAGGACAAUAUAGACAAACAAAUUAAACAAAGACAGGACUAACAUUACAAUGAUUUACAGAAGCAGACGAUUAUGUAACAGUGGACUUGAAACGUGACGUCAAAAUUAUUGAAACUUUGGAAUGCAAAUAAACCCACUAAUAAAAGUCAUAUAGUUUUAGAACUUUUCACAAAGACCGACCCGUUCUUGAGGCAUUUACUGGAAUCUUGUACAUAUGAUUUCUUAUUCAUAUAGACUAAAAUGCUCACAAUAAACAAAUGCAUAUAUAUAUUUAUAUAUAUGUGUUCAUUUCAGUAGGCCAUAUGAUAUCAGGUAUAUCCCAGUAAGUAUAUUAUGAUUAUUAAGAAAGAAUAGUAUGUUUAUUCUUCAGUAUAGCAGUUGAAGAAAACGACAGAAAAAUUGGUUGGUAAUUUUAAGUUGCAUAAUCAAUGAAGCAAUGCCCUGAUUAGGGUUGUUGGCUGAUAAUCAUUGCUGUAUAUACACACGUCAUGUUCAUACAUUUGUAUUUUUAAAAAAAUACAUGGAUACUGUCAUCAUUCAUUAAAUCAUGGAUCAUU
Molecule: messenger RNA, 3704 nt
Organism: Penaeus indicus
Lineage: Eukaryota; Metazoa; Arthropoda; Malacostraca; Decapoda; Penaeidae
Exons: 3
Coding region: 305-1633 (442 amino acids)
Source: RefSeq, a predicted model, not a curated record